Osmia lignaria (orchard mason bee) is the source of this 3644-nucleotide messenger RNA. It is a transcript of the gene Cad96Ca, whose product is annotated as tyrosine kinase receptor Cad96Ca. Gene Ontology annotation, cellular component: signaling receptor complex; plasma membrane. The record is from RefSeq and is a predicted model, not a curated record. Gene Ontology annotation, biological process: multicellular organism development; protein phosphorylation; homophilic cell-cell adhesion. Gene Ontology annotation, molecular function: ATP binding; calcium ion binding; transmembrane receptor protein tyrosine kinase activity. NCBI's taxonomy places the organism in Eukaryota, Metazoa, Arthropoda, Insecta, Hymenoptera, Megachilidae.
GCGCAAUGAAUUAACCACUAAACGUCCAGGUACAUAAUAUUACGUUAACAUGCUUUUAAAUAGGGAUCUUAAGUGGUUAAAAUAGAAAAAAUGCUGUACGAUCGAAGUGCUACGCCAAUGAUACACGUUCUUUUAGUUUAAUCGGUAUGGCUGCCGCGAGACUUGCGGACAGACAUAUCGCGUUGCGACACGCAAGCGAGCAUCGUCGGGUGUCCUUAAAUGCAACUUUCAUUCAAUAGUGCACAAAGUAAAUACGCGUAAAUAUUAUUCUACUGCACGCUGGUGAUUAACAAUAUAACAAUAAAUUAUUUAAAGUGGUGAAAAAUUAUGAAAGGAUUGACAGAAGACCGAAAAAGAAGUGAAAUUGUGACAGGCUUAAAAACAUCUUCAAAGUUAAAUAUAGCAACGAUCGAGAUAGAGAAAAUUGAUACGAUUUUUUCUUUUAAAUUCAAUAGAAUAAGUCAAAAUCAGUUACAUUAAAUGUAUUUAUAAUUAUUAGUUUGUUAUAAAAUGUGAUUAUUCUAAAAAAAUUGUGCCGAUUAAUUUGACUUGAGAGAAAGUCAACAGUUGUUUCAAACGGUAGACACGUAGUUCAAAUUUCAAACUAAACUUCGUGUUGUUCCCAAAUCGAGUGCACUAAAUUAAUUGCAAAAAUUCCAAGAGAUAUGUUCAUUUGCAAUUGUUUCCCGUUGUGUCGAGUGAACGACUGAAGCCGGAUAUGAAGAACGUAAAAGGAUCAUCGCAAAAAAAACGGGAAAAAAUAGCGGAUGCAUUGGACACGAAUGAACGGGUGGCAUGAAUGACAGAUGUGUGUUUGCAUAGACACGAUCCAUCUCUUAAGGUGUUCCGGAUUAGCGUGGCUUAAUUUAAGCAUAUCGAACCACGGUAUCGGUGGAUCGAAUGCGGUCGCAUUCAUAUUUAAUGUACCGUAGACCAAUGUAACGCAAUGUUCGUCAGAUUGGCCAUCACUAUUACGGCAUUUUGCCUGUGGAACGGAGUUGAUGACAUUUUUGAUUACAUCAAAAAGCCACUAUGGAAAACCAAAGUUUUGGAAAUUAUCUUACUAGAAGCUUGUGGUAUUUAACCUGUACUUUCUAAUAUGUCCGGAGAAAGCGUCGACGAGAUUUCCUUCGACGUGCGUCUUGGGUAAAUGUGAAACUAGAAUACAUUUUAGAAUUUACAAUUGAAAAUAAAAAAAGAAAACGUUUUAAUUGAUCCAUGUUUACAAACAAAUUAAUUUUUGUUCUUGAAUGGAUAAAAAAGGCUUCUCCAGGUUUAGGAAGUCAAUUCAGUGACAACACACCUCCCGUCAUGUGGAUAGAUCGAAAUUUGGUACUUCAAGAUUCAGAACCCGUUGGAAGUAUUGUAACUAGAGCUCGUGCCGAAGACAACGAACAAGGUCAACUGACCUACGGUCUUGAAUCUCUUAGACAUGACUACAGUGGAAACGACAGUCCGCAACCACCGCUUCCCUUCUUUAUCGACAAUCGUACCGGCAUUAUCUACGUUAAUGAAACGCUCAAAGACAGAGGAGGGCAGAACCUGUUCCUCUACGUGACCGUCUCCGAUGGUCAACUCACAACAAAGACCGAGGUCUACAUCACCAUCAAGAAUACUUCAAGUCCCAAUGGAGGACACACCAGAAAUCCAUUUUUGGGUCAACACGGUUCCGGUGGAAGAAUACGACCGCCAUUGUUGGGUCUACCUAAUCUACAAAACUACCCUAGGCCACCAUUACCUCACACACCGGUGAUAUCACCACCAAUAGCGCCACUGUCUAAUGUACCUAAAACGACAAAAUUACAACCGGAAGAAAGAAAACAGAACGAUAGUGAUCCGAAUGGCAGCACUAUUAGUGGCUUCGAAGAAGCUACAGAGGAGAAUGAGGUCGAGGGGCCGCCCCUUAGCUCAAAAAUUGCACCUGCGGAGGCACCGCCUUCUCAAGAUAUAGCGAUGACCUUGGUACCUGUUACAGCGGUCUGCGUUCUUGUAGUGGGCCUCGGGAUGGGUGCCUGGUCUUUAAGAAAUAAAUUCUGCGGCAGCAGGAAAUCUAAAGAAGAUACGAAAGAACAAGCUUCUGUUAGUGUCUCGAAUAUAUCGGACGAUCCAUCUCUUGUUCUAAAAAGAUGGAGAGGACCAAAAGCGCACAAUAAUCGAUAUGAACCCUGGGAAAAAGAGAAUCAGACUAUACAAAAUAAGCAGGAAGAUCAAUGGGAAUUUCCACGACAUCGACUAAAGGUUUUUAACAUCCUUGGAGAAGGUUGUUUUGGUCAAGUUUGGAAAUGCGAGGCGUUGGACAUAGACGGGAAUGCUGGCGCGACUAUUGUAGCUGUAAAGACUUUAAAAGAAAACGCAACGGAAAGAGAACGUUUAGAUCUUGCCCAAGAGUUGAAAGUAAUGAAAAAUUUAGAUCCUCAUCCUAAUGUAGUCAGAUUACUAGGUUGUUGUACAGAACGCGAGCCAAUGUUCGUGAUAUUAGAGUAUGUAAGUGGUGGAAAACUGCAAAGUUUCUUGAGGGCAUCCAGAGAAGAAAGAAACCACGGUGGACCUGGUUUAACAUCCAGAGAUCUGACUGGAUUUGUUUACCAGAUUGCCAAAGGCAUGGAGCACUUGGCUUCGAAAGGAAUUAUACAUAGGGAUUUAGCCGCGAGAAAUAUAUUGAUCGAUGAGAAUCGUGCGUGUAAAGUCGCAGACUUUGGAUUCGCACGAGACAUUGCUGUGAAUCAAAUAUAUGAAAGAAAGUCCGAAGGAAGGCUACCCAUUAGAUGGAUGGCCCCAGAAAGCUUGUAUGACAACAUCUUUUCCGUGAAGUCGGAUAUAUGGAGCUUUGGUGUAUUGAUCUGGGAAAUUGUAACAUUAGGAUCUACACCUUACCCUGGUUUAGCAGCAGCAGAAGUAAUGAGGAGAAUCAAAGAAGGAUACAGGCUAGAUAAACCAGAGCACUGCAAGAGAGAAUUGUAUAAUAUUAUGUAUUAUUGUUGGAACAAAGAUCCAGCUUGUAGGCCAUCGUUUGGAGAACUCGUCGGUCUAACUGAAGGCCUAUUACUUGAUGAAACUGAUUACAUUGAAUUAGACAGGUUCCCAGACCACUCAUAUUACAACGUACUUAAUCUCAGUGGAGAGAAAUUGUAAAUGGUGUAUCUAAAAUAACAUAAAAUUUUGUGAAUGAUUUUCAACUAAUGUAUAAAAUUUUUUAGCAAUUAGAACAUUCAAUUUUGUAUAUUUUUAUCAAAUCUGACUGACUAUAUGUAUUAUUUUCUUUCUCAUAAUAUGAUUUAUACUGCAGUCAAAGUUACACUGUACAUACAAAGCAUUUGUAUCAUUUAUAUCAUAAAUGCUUAGGUUUGAUUACACAGAUUUUUAUUCAAACAUCCUUCAAUAUGUAAAUAUAGAAAACAUAUUAUGUCAUUAGUGUAUUUUAUAAGUUAUUCAAUCGAUGGUAAUUAUUUACAUUAAAAUUGUACAUACAUACUUACAAUUUUAGUAGUGUAAUAAAAAUGAAUGUCGUGGACUAGUCAAAGUUCAGAUAAUAAACAUUUGCUUUUUAUACAAACAAGUUAUCUAAAGUUCACUGUUCAAACAAAAUAAAAUUUUUAUGUAGCAACAAGAACUAGGUGUAUACACACUUUUUUUAUAUUAAGUUU